Drosophila obscura is the source of this 4506-nucleotide messenger RNA. RefSeq lists its product as uncharacterized. The record is from RefSeq and is a predicted model, not a curated record. Gene Ontology annotation, molecular function: ATP binding; transmembrane receptor protein tyrosine kinase activity. Gene Ontology annotation, biological process: multicellular organism development; positive regulation of kinase activity; cell surface receptor protein tyrosine kinase signaling pathway. Lineage: Eukaryota; Metazoa; Arthropoda; Insecta; Diptera; Drosophilidae. Gene Ontology annotation, cellular component: signaling receptor complex.
AUGGCUGCUGUGCUACAAUUGUGGAAAAUUGGAAAACCCGCGUGUGUGUAUUUGUGUGUGUGCAAAACGAACAAUAGAAAACCAGAUAGAAAAUCACAAGCAGAGAAAACAAUCAACGAAACACACACAGCAAACAGCAAAACAGCAAAGCAGAGCAAAAGCAAAAGCCAACUAUAAUUUUGGGAUAUUUAUUUGUAUGCUUGGCUUACGAUGAAAAUUCAUCGAAGCAAUGAAUCAUUUUGCUGUUGCUGGUUGUUGUUUUUGGUGGCAUUGUUGGUGGCUGAGGCAGCAGCAGCAACAUCGACGACGACAGUAAGUGAAACGCAGACGAAUGCAACAAAUGGUGCAAUUAGACAGCCAGCAGUGGCAGUGGCAGCGGGAGCGGUAGCGGGAGCAGAGGGAGGCAGAGAGCCUAGGCAACUUCAACUGGGAGUGCAACAAAAUGCGACAGCAGCAGCAGCAACAGCCGCCGUCGGUGACGGGGAAAGCCGAAAUUCAGCGGAAAUUUUAAGCCCCAGCGAUGUGGAUGCUGUCGGCGAUAAGCCGACCACCUAUCGACCCUCGGGUGCUAGUCGGCCAUCGAUUGCGCCGCCCCUCAACUCGGCGCAGGAUCGGGAGCGCAAGCUGAUGAAUGUGCUGGCCGCGAGGCGUACGGCGCUGCAUCGCGGUGGCUUCCGCAGCCGCAUCGGCGGCACCACGGGACGCAGUGGAAUAUCGCAAGCCGGGGCGGCGGCGGCUGCUGCUGCGGUGGAGAGCACCUCAAAGUCGCCGAGCGAUCCGCGGUCCGUGUGCAUCAGGAAUUGCACCAAGAACUUUACGCGCCGCACCACCGCCAGCUGCAUGCGGCAGUGCGCCAACUUCACCCGCAUGGCCAUGGCGGGCACCAUGGAGCAGCGAUCGGGCGGCAACAGUUCCGCAGUGCCCAAGGGAUCCCACACGAAAGUGGGUGGCGGUGGAGCGGCGUCAGGUGGCGCCGGGGAUCGCGACACCAACGAGAUCCUCUUCAGCGAUGAGUCCUCCCACGGCCUCUUUGUGGUGGCCAAGGAGCAGAACGACACGCUGAACCACAUUGCGGAUGGCACCAAGUCUCCCGUGGUGGGCAAGGCUUUGCGUGGCAAGGCCACGUCCACAUCCAUGGAGCAGCAGCAGCAGGAGCAGGAGCAGGACGAAGAUGAGGAAGAUGACGAGCUGAAGCCGUACGUUUAUUUCGGUGCCAAACUGCCGCCAAUUAGACCCGCUGGCCUGACCAUCAAGGCAGCCGAAGGGGAUGACGAGCAUCCGCGUGUGCUGGAAGUUUCAGUGGCGCAGAGCACCCCCAGCGCCACGCUGACAGCGAGCAGCACAUCCAUGCCGUUGGCUGCCACUGCCAGCAGACCCACAGUCUCCACGCGACGUCCCCUGACCGCUGUGGAGCGCAGUCGCAGCCGCUACAAAUAUCACAUGCGGGAACGAGGCAUAGCCCCAGCUGACCCCCCACCACCGCCAUCCACCGCUGUGAUUGCAACGCCAGUGAGCAGCCGCACGCGAUAUGUGGGCUCGGGUCGACCCACAGCGGGACUGCAGACCGAAACGGAGCUGGCCAAGGCACCUGUGAUGGUGCGUCGGGUGGUGGGGCCCAAGGCACCGCCGCACCCUUCUUCCUCCACGCCGCUCAUCAUCACAGUGCUGAGUGCGGAGGAGGAUACAACAUUGGGGCAGGCAGAACUACAGACAGAGGCCACAACCAGCAGCACAAGCAGCCCAACAACAGCGAAGCCCACAAAAACGAGCACCACGAGCACAACAACCACCCAAGCACCAAUUAGCAGCAGCACCACCAGGAGAACAACCACAAAAUCUCCAAGCGCAACCACAGAAAAAAGUACAACAACCAGCACCACAACCAUCCGUUCUGUCAUUCCAACCACCCCGAAGCGAAAGAGCAUCAUCGAGAAGGACACGGAGCUGAUACGCGCCCUGGGUCCAGCGCUAACCCAAGAGAUCAACAUCGAGGAUCAGAACAAUCUGAUUAUAUUCUGCAACAACACCUCCGACUGUGGCGCCACGCCGCGCACCACCCACACACAGCUGUCGCACACCACCGACUCCAGCUCGAGGAUACUGCGCACCACAGUGCUGACCUCAGUGCGAUCCACAGUGCAUCCCCGAACCACCAGCAGCAGCACCACACAAGCAGCCCCGCCAGCUGCUGCUGCUGCUGCUGCACCACCCGCUGAUGUCUACAUUGGCGUGGUGGAAUCCUCAUCCUCUGCCACGCCGCCGCUGGACAUUAGCUCCACGAUUUUGAUUGCCAACGAGCGGGAUGUGGAUCUGGAGCUGCGGCGAAUGAAUCUCGUGACCUUGGUGCUGGUGGCCGUGGGCGUCAUACCGCUGGCCGCCAUCAUUCUCUAUCUGGUGCGCAACUAUGUGGUGCGUCGCAGGGCCAAGAAGCAUGGCGAAGUCUUUGAUGUGUGCAUCACGGACCAGCAGCCCAUCAGUCCGGUGAAGAAGGUCGACUCCAAGUACCAGCUGGACGAGGACGAGGAUGAGGUGGAUCACCAUCAUCAACAGCAGCAACAGCAGCAACAACAGCAGCAACAACACCAGCAUCAUCACCAGACCAUGCCCAUGGCGCAGGCAUCGCGGGAUGCCAAUCACAAUCGCUACACAAUGGACGACAAGACAUCGCUGGCCAGCGAGUAUCAGGACUUUGAUCGCGGCAACAUUCGCCUGAAGAGUCUCCUGGGCGAGGGCAACUUCGGGCAGGUGUGGAAGGCGGAGGCGGACGAUCUCAGCGGCCACUUUGGUGCCACGCGCAUUGUGGCCGUCAAGACGAUACGCGCCUGCAGUGCCCAGCUGAGCCUCAAGGAUGAGGCCAACAUAAUGCGGAAGCUGGGCUCCCAUCAGAAUGUGGUCACACUGCUCGGAGCCUGCGUUGAGAGUGAACCCCACAUGCUGAUCAUGGAGUAUGCGAUGCGUGGCCGUCUUCUGUCCCUCUUGAGGGCAGCUCGAAGUGCGACGAACAUCCUGCCUGCCUCAGUGCCAGGUGGACGCAGUCUGGCUCCGCUCUCCCCGCGUACGCUGGCAGGCUUUGCCCUGGACAUUGCCUGUGGCAUGGAGUACAUAGCAGGGCGAAGGAUUGUUCAUCGAGAUUUGGCCGCUCGCAAUGUGCUGCUCGAUCACAAUGGCAUGUGCAAGAUCUGUGAUUUUGGCAUGUCCAUUGAUCUGGAUGCGGAGCGCAUGCGCAAGGAGCAGGAGAAGAAUGCGGCCAACGAUAUAUUGCGCAGCAAUGCGCUGAAGUUCAAAUUUGACUUUGGCAGUCGCUACAUUCUGCAGCACUGGCAGCACACCUUCGGCGCGCAGCAGGGCCAGGGUCACGGCCACGGUCACGGCCACUGCUCGAAGGAGCAUCACGCCCAUGGCAGCGAGAAGAAGUCGUCACAUGGCCAUGACACGAUUGGCAAGCGGCAUGCGCUGCCCAUACGCUGGAUGGCGCCCGAGAGUCUGCAGUAUCACAUGUUCACCACCGAAACGGACAUCUGGGCCUUUGGCAUUGUUCUCUGGGAGAUUGCCACAUUGGGCUCCACGCCGUACUCACAGCAAACGGGCCGCGAGGUGAUACGCCGCGUGCCACAAGGACUGCGUCCGGAGCUGCCCAAGGAGAGCCGCCAUGAGUUCUACAAUUUGAUGUCUCGCUGCUGGCACAAGGAUCCGCAUAUGCGACCCUCGUUUGCACAGUCACGGCUGGAGAUCACACGAUCCCUGCACAAAUGGGUCGACGAUGAUUCGGCCGCCUCCGACUACAUGGAUGUGAGCGGCUUCAGUGAGGAUCUCGAACAUGGUGUGGUGUACUUCAACCAUCGCAUCUCGGAGUUUGAAUGCGAAAUAUGACGCUGACUGAAUCCACACCAACCCCCACCACACCCCACCCGCAUUCUGCAUUCCCACCAUCGAAUCUACUCAUCCCAGAACAACUCGUCCACCGCCAACCCAAUCUCUGUCUCUCUCUCUCUCUGUACUUUUAAUUUCUGUAAUCGAUUCGAACGAAAUUCUCUUAAUUUUUGGCGUGCUUGUCCGAGCAGUAUUAUUUGUAUUUUACGAGUAUAUUUAAAUAUUUUAUGACCCAUUUUUCCAUUUCCCAUUUCCCAUUCCCCCAUCCGGAGGGAGAGUUUCUUUCUUUCAUUGUAAAUAUUUAUUAUUUGUUGGCUUAAAUGCUUUAGGCCUUACGAUUAAUUAAUGAAUGGCGCUGCUACCUAUGCCUAGUUUAAUGCGAGAGUAUUCGUCACUUAGUUCUUCUAGUCUGUAUCUAAAAAUAUUCCCAUCUUCAAGUUGAGCUAUUACCGUUAUUUACGUUAGACUGCACCCCCAAGAGAGGACAAAAACAAAAACCUUAGAGCUCCCAUCAGUUGUGUAAUAUUAAUCGUUAUCGCAUAGGAACUAUGUAAUUGUAUUGAUAUAGAUAUGAUCUAGAUAUAUAGCUAUAGAAUUGUACAAAUAAAUUAAUUAAACACGAAAUAUAAUUAUGAU